AUGGAGAAAAUCAGCCUUUAUUAUUUUAACCUUGGCAAACCAACACUCGGUCGUGGUGAAAACCUCAAGUUAUUUUUUGUCGACGCUGGUUUGGAGCAUGACUAUAUCCGUUUUAACCGAGAAACGGAAUGGCCUGAAAUGAGGGAAGAGAUAAUAAAGGAUGGUUAUUAUGCAGGUAGCGCUCCUUAUAUCAAGAUGGGAAAUAAGAUAAUUGGUAGAACAGUACCAACCAUGCGUUACAUCUCGACCAAAUUGGGCAAUAAAUACCACGGCUCAACCGAUGAAGAGAGUUACCUGUUGGACGUAGUAUCUGACGUAACGAAUGACUGGUUUGAAAGCAUAAAAAAGCUUUAUCUUGGAAGUGAGGAAGAGAAAAAGCGUCAUGUAGAAAUUACCUACCCUGAUUUUUUGGUGUAUCAUCUUCUUGACGAUGACCAGUGUCUGCAAAGACUAGAUGAGUAUCCUAACCUAAAGGCAUUUGCUAAAGCCUUUGAAGAACGCCCAAAUAUCAAGGAAUACUUGAUUUCUCUCAAAUAA
Molecule: messenger RNA, 537 nt
Organism: Rhizopus microsporus ATCC 52813
Lineage: Eukaryota; Fungi; Mucoromycota; Mucoromycetes; Mucorales; Rhizopodaceae
Exons: 3
Coding region: 1-537 (178 amino acids)
Biological process (GO): glutathione metabolic process
Molecular function (GO): glutathione transferase activity
Source: RefSeq, a predicted model, not a curated record